Phytophthora megakarya is the source of this 1299-nucleotide messenger RNA. Lineage: Eukaryota; Oomycota; Peronosporomycetes; Peronosporales; Peronosporaceae. The record is from the annotation of a GenBank genome assembly.
AUGGUUGACCCAGAAGUUCUACAGUUCCUGGACCUCGAGCCUCAAGAAGCCCUGAAACCUGAAGUGGAUAUGAGGGAUUCAGAGAUCCCAUCGCCGGACACUGUAUUCCGACGCAAUAUCCCGGCUCCAUCACAAAUGGGUCCGGUCUUGGGAAGGAGCUCGUAUAUUGACGAUAUCGCUCAUGGGGUGUCGACCUGGGACCAACUAGGUGAGAACCUGGACGCGUUGUUAUACAUACUACGAUAUUGGAACAUCUCUGUAAGCUUACCGAAAAGUGAAUUUGGAAAGUUGAACAUCCCAUUCCACUCUCAUGAAGUAAGUGAGGACGGAAUCAGGGCCUUGUCGAAGAUUGUCAAAGGCAUAGAGGAUUUACCUUUCCCGCCGACGUACAAGGGAGUGCAGUCCUUCUUAGGAAGUCUGAAUUAUUACAACAAGUUUAUUGAAGACUUACCAGUAGUUGCUGCUGUGCUCUACGAACGAGACGAAGAACGUGUACUCGCUGGACGGAACCUGGAUGCAGCGAAUGAAUACUUCGAGAUACUGAUACGUAAGAUCGUGUCGACCCCGCUGUUGCGUCAUCCAGGCAGAACGAAGCCUUUUGUGAUCAUCCCGCAUGCUAACCCGUGGGCGGCGUGUGCCGUCUUGGGUCAGGAGCAUGAAGGACUCAUACACUCAGUACGAUUUACUGGUAGAGUGUUGAAGGAAUCAGAGCUACGUUACCAUAUAGCUGAGAAGGAAGUGCUCGCAAUCUUGCGGACUCUGAAAAUUUUCAGACCUCUGAUCCAUGGAUCAGAAUUACCAGUUGCGGUGUAUACGCGCUACUCUGUCUUAAAGUGGUUAAUACAAUCCAACACCGCAGAUGGACGACAUCUGAAAUGGGGGCUGGAACUAUCAAGAUGGACACUGGAAGUCCAUCGGACUCAGAAAGAUGAGGACGGCCUUCCGGCCAUCCUUGGGUCCGAUAUUACUGCCAGGGAACAUUUAGAUAAAGAUGCAGAGACCCUGAUUCCCGCCAAGGGGCGUCUGAAAGUGAUGCCACUAGUGAGUCUGGACAUGUUAGACGCGAGUUACCAAGGCUACUUGCGGAUGCAUACUGUGGAAGCUGCCAGGGUGGCAAAAGGACACAUCCUAGAAGGUGUGACGGUCAACGAUGCUGAAUACCAUGAUAUGAUUCUGGGGAUAAAGCUCGCUAUGAAGUAUGAUGUCAAGGAGCUUGUGGCAGUUGGUGAUUCCCGAAUCGUCGUCCAACAGGCUAAGGGUCUGAUCAAUGGCAACCACUCUGCAAGGACGCUUGGCUGA